GUCUUUUCGCUUCAACACAGUACUCUGCUGCACACCUCCAAGUGUUGAGCUUUCUCUUUCUCUUCCAUUCCCCUGUAACUCAGCAGAUCUGCCUCUAUGGCCCCUAUAAUAAUUCUCAGGGGCUGUUUUUGGAAAUGAAUCUGUUCUGAGGCGUGUUUGUGGAUGUCUGACAGUUUCUCCUCACCAUGGCAGCAGCUCUGCCAGUGAGUUAUCACGGCGCCAUCACCAAGACCGAGUGUGAGGAUCUGCUGGGGAAUAAGAACAAGGAUGGAGCAUACCUGAUCCGAGACAGCGAGACCAUCCAGGGAGCCAUGUGUCUGUGUAUUUACAAACAGAAGGUGGUGUAUACCUACAGACUGCUUAAGACACACAGUGGACACUAUACUCUCAUGACUGCAGGAGGUAUUGAAGAAAUGUAUUUUAAGACUUUGGACGAUCUGAUCCGGCACUAUAAGAGGAAGAACCAGGGCCUCGCCAUGCACUUGCGGCACUCUGUCAAAAGAAGGACAGCCCUGUUGUUCCAGCCAAAUUAUCCACAACCACAGAGGAUGGAUGAACCUGAGGAUUCACCUGACUAUGAGAAUGCUCCUUGCUCUGAUUAUGUUGAGGUCCUGCCUGAAUGACGUCUCUGACAUUUAGCUUCAAAGACACGAGGAGAGCGGAAAAGACAUUUUGUAUCAAAAGUUCACAGACUGGAUCAAAUUCAGAAAUGCAGUUGGACAAAUGCUGUAGAAAAAGGGAUGUCUGUUGGAUGGAUUAUUAUGCAAUUUGUCUCAGAUACUCAUGACACCCAAAGGAUGAAUUGUUUUUGUGAAUUGCAAAAAUCUUGACUUGGAGUUCAAUGCUAUUCAACAAAUGCUAGUUUGCUGAAAAACUAAACCCAAUAUCCCCUCGCAACAAAUGAAUGAUUCUUAUAACAUGCAAAGCUUCCACACAGCACUCUGCUGCACACCAUGUGUUAAGCUUUCUCUUUCUUGGUUGGCUUCAGUGUUGGAAGGAGAAUACUUAAAGUUAAAAUGAACUUAAAGUAAAAAUACUGCAGUCAUAAUCAUAAUUAUAUUAAAGUACAAAAGUAUUAGCAUUAAGACCAAAAGGAAAAGCACACCUUAUAACCCCUUUCAGAACAAAUUAAUAUUUACUUUAGCGCAAUUAUAGUUAUUGAUGGAAUACUGUCUUUAUCAUGUAAAUGAUGCAGCUGGUUAUGAUGGAGCUCAUUUUCAAUAACAUAACAUACUAUAAAUCUCUAAAAGGUCAAAAGGUUGAGUAAGCAAGGCAAGGCACGUUUAUGUAUAUAGCAGCUUUCAACACAAGGCAAUUGAAAGUGCUUUACAAAAAUAAAAGACAUUAACAGCGUUAAGAAAUAGUGCAGCAGAAAUGUUUUCAGCCUGGAUUUGAAAAUAGUAAGAGUUUCAGCAGAGCUGCAGGGUUCUGGUAGUUUGUUUAAAAAGUGCUUCAGUACUAAAGGUGUUAUAUUACAAAAAUAACAAGUGAUUUAAAGUAUAUUUAAUAUACAGCGUGUAUUUAGUUUAUCUGUUCCUGCUGUACAUAUGUGACUGUUCAUCUGCAGAGACUUAGACGUAGUAAACUUACAUUUCAUGUGAAAGUAAUCUGAAUUGUCAUAGCGAGUCUCUUAUCAACAUUUGCAUCUGAUACACCAUGACGCAUAUGGAAACAUGUCCGUUAUCUCAGUCAGCAUAAUUUUUGUGAACUUGAAAUAUCUAGUUCAAGCUAGGUGAAAUGUAUAACAGGAGAAUAUUGUGUCUGUUUUGGCUGCUAAAACAGUGUUUGUUUUUAGUUACACUGCAGUAUCCCUUAUUGUCUUGGCUUUUAUUUCUGUCAUUUUAUACAGUACUGAACAUUUCAGCAUUUAUUUCCAUUCCAUGUUGAUUGAAAGGGGGGCUGGUAUUUGUUAUACAUUUCUGCUUUGUAAAUACUAAUCUGUUACAUUUUCUUGAACCACUAUCUUUUGUACCCGUAUAAUCUUUUGAGUUUCAUGUGAACAGUAAAAAAAAGUCCCUCUUGCAGACACAAGAUACCUGAAACUCAGAGACUGUACAUAAUUUCCUCACUUCGCAGAAAGUUAUGUUAAUAAUCUGAAGCUUUAGUUAGAUUUUUCCAGCACAGUAUAGAGAUAAGAUUCAACCGAACCACUUCUGCGUUGUUUGUUGGAAAAGAAGAGUAGCUACUUCACCCCGUUGCUUUCACACCACCAAUGUCAACUCACAAUAAAUGUUAAAGAUAUUUUUUA
Messenger RNA from Eleginops maclovinus (Patagonian blennie), 2248 nucleotides. RefSeq lists its product as uncharacterized. Gene Ontology annotation, biological process: positive regulation of B cell differentiation; negative regulation of neutrophil differentiation; regulation of immune response. Lineage: Eukaryota; Metazoa; Chordata; Actinopteri; Perciformes; Eleginopidae. The coding region runs from base 186 to 623 and encodes 145 amino acids. The record is from RefSeq and is a predicted model, not a curated record. Gene Ontology annotation, cellular component: cytosol. The transcript is spliced from 4 exons.